UUCGCCACGUGUCAAUCUGGUUGGAGGAGUAAAUGGACAGAGGACAGUUGUCAUGAUGCCUGGAGUAGCUCGUGGAAGAGGAGGGAGUGCAUUUAAUCGUACAUCUGGUCAGAGAAACCGUGGUGGCAUAAAGAAUAGCCGUGGUGGUGGUGUUGUAAACAAGCGUGGCGGCGGUGGUGGGCGUGGUGGCGGUGGUGGUGGUCGUGGGCGGGGAAGAGGGAGGAAGGUGGCGGGGGGUGACAAUUGUGUACAAAAAGCGUAUUUGGUUUUGCAACAGUGUGUUUUUAAUCUUUUCGAUUCAACUUCUGACCAAAUUGCCCCUGGUGUUGCUUUGAUGAAAUUCAACUGUUAUGAUGUGGAGACAUCAAAGUUUAUAGUUUUCUUGAUCAAUUUGAUAGAUAAGGACCCAAAGAAAAGGAAUUGA
Molecule: messenger RNA, 424 nt
Organism: Lactuca saligna
Lineage: Eukaryota; Viridiplantae; Streptophyta; Magnoliopsida; Asterales; Asteraceae
Source: the annotation of a GenBank genome assembly